CCCCUCGACCAGCUCGUUUUCACAAUGAACGAGCCCAAGGCUGGCGCGGAAAUCGACGACGUGCUCAACACGGAAACGCAACUCAACGGUCUCCUUGCGCCCUACAACCGCGCCGUCACACGGCCCAGCGACGCGGAAUUCGCAUCCAGUGUUCCCCAAUCUCACCGGAAAGGCGAGACGGCAUACCACGUCAAAGCCCAUCGGGGCAGUAAAGAGGGCUAUCUCUUCUUCCUGCCGCACGGGGUAGUCUUUGGUUUCAAGAAACCGCUGGUAUUCUUCCCCUUUGGCGUGAUUGAGAGUGUGAGCUAUACAUCUGUGUUGCAGAGGACGUUUAAUCUGGUCGUUGCGGCGACGGAACCGGGUGCUGUGGGUGCAGCUGGGACAGGAGAGGUGAAAGAGACGGAAUUCAGUAUGUUGGAUCAGGCGGAUUUUGCGGGCAUCGAUGCGUACAUCAAGAAGCAUGGUUUGAAUGAUGCGUCAAUGGCGGCGCAGAGGAGAGCUAAGGCGUAUAACGUGAACAAGGACAAUAAGAAGGUCUUGACUUCAACGGAUGCGAACGGCGGGGGUUUGGCGUUGGUGGAAGGCGAAGAGGAGGAUGAGGGCGGUGUGGAAGAUGAUGCGGCACGGCAGAAGACGGAGCAAGAGCUUCAGGAUGAAGAGGAUGAAUUGGAAGAAGACUAUGAGGCAUCUGGAGGAGAGAGUGAUGGCGAGGGAGAGGACAGCGGGGAAGAUGAUGGCGAGGAAGGCGAAGGGUAUGAAAACGGAUACGAUGAAGACAAUGAGUAA
This is a messenger RNA of Dissoconium aciculare CBS 342.82, 786 nucleotides long. RefSeq names its product Rtt106-domain-containing protein. The annotation marks the transcript as partial. The transcript has a single exon. Gene Ontology annotation, molecular function: histone binding; nucleosome binding. Lineage: Eukaryota; Fungi; Ascomycota; Dothideomycetes; Mycosphaerellales; Dissoconiaceae. The record is from RefSeq and is a predicted model, not a curated record.